Messenger RNA from Nomascus leucogenys (northern white-cheeked gibbon), 2318 nucleotides. RefSeq names its product haloacid dehalogenase like hydrolase domain containing 2 (gene HDHD2). NCBI's taxonomy places the organism in Eukaryota, Metazoa, Chordata, Mammalia, Primates, Hylobatidae. Gene Ontology annotation, biological process: dephosphorylation. The coding region runs from base 275 to 1054 and encodes 259 amino acids. Gene Ontology annotation, molecular function: phosphatase activity. The transcript has 7 exons. The record is from RefSeq and is a predicted model, not a curated record.
UGCAGAUUUUGUGACAGGGUUCGGGAAUUACCAGUGGCGCCCCCAGGCCGCCCCUCCUCUCGGGCCGGGCCGCCUGCGCUCUUGCUCUGUGCGCAUUCCCUGUCUUUCGCGUCGGAACCGCCCCCUUUGCCGUGGCCCCGCGCGUGCGCACAGCUGGGCUCGAGGCGGGCUGUGGGUCUCUGCGGGGCGGGUCGUGAAGCUAGUGUGUCAGUCAUUCCUCGAAGUGUGCUGUUGGGCUGUAUUUUGGAGCUGGCGUCCUUCCUGGGAAUGAAGGAUGGCAGCACGCCGUGCAUUAAAAGCUGUUUUGGUAGAUCUCAGUGGCACACUUCACAUUGAAGAUGCAGCUGUGCCAGGCGCACAGGAAGCUCUUAAAAGGUUACGUGGCGCUUCUGUAAUCGUUAGGUUUGUGACCAAUACGACCAAAGAGAGCAAGCAAGACCUGUUGGAAAGGUUGAGAAAAUUGGAAUUUGAUAUUUCUGAAGAUGAAAUAUUCACAUCUCUGACUGCAGCCAGAAGUUUACUAGAGCAGAAACAAGUCAGACCCAUGCUGCUAGUUGAUGAUCGGGCACUGCCUGAUUUCAAAGGAAUACAAACAAGUGAUCCUAAUGCUGUGGUCAUGGGAUUGGCACCAGAACAUUUUCAUUAUCAAAUUCUGAAUCAAGCAUUCCGGUUACUCCUGGAUGGGGCACCUCUGAUAGCAAUCCACAAAGCCAGGUAUUACAAGAGGAAAGAUGGCUUAGCCCUGGGGCCUGGACCAUUUGUGACUGCUUUAGAGUAUGCCACAGAUACCAAAGCCACAGUUGUGGGAAAACCAGAGAAGACGUUCUUUUUGGAAGCAUUGCGGGGCACUGGCUGUGAACCUGAGGAGGCCGUCAUGAUAGGAGAUGAUUGCAGGGAUGAUGUUGGUGGGGCUCAAGAUGUCGGCAUGCUGGGCAUCUUAGUAAAGACUGGGAAAUAUCGAGCAUCAGAUGAAGAAAAAAUUAAUCCACCUCCUUACUUAACUUGUGAGAGUUUCCCUCAUGCUGUGGACCACAUUCUGCAGCACCUAUUGUGAAGCAAUGUGUGCAUCUGAAGCAACUUGAAACGCAGCUUCUUAUUGUCUGGAAUGAAUCCCUUACCAACUCAGUGCCAGCAUCGGUAGACACCAGUCAGUGCUGAUCGCUUUUUAACCCUCUUUUGUUGUGCAUUAAUUAGAAAGAAAGGUAUUGAAUUGCGGCCAGCCAGUAAGCCUUGCUAAUCUCUUUUAUUUUGUAACUGAAGAUGAGACCCAAAGAAAGGGAAAGCUGAGAUUUUGUGCCAUUCCUUUUAAAAUAUUCAUCAGGUUAGGCAGGGCUGUGGGGGAAAAGCUACCACAGGGAAGAGUGUUCUCUGCUAUCUCCUCACUGGAAAACAGGGAGGGGGGAUUUCAGACUGUGAAAAGUUGAUGGUGGUUUUUAAAUUAUAAAGUAAUGUAUUAAAAGGUGCAUUAGGCUGUAGUUCUAAUAUUGAGUUCAGCUGUGAAAUCCAUCAGAUGUGCCAAAUGGAGAAGACAGAAAGCAACAAAGUGAAUUGUCCUUUAGCCCAAGUGAUACAGUGAAUUUGCUUUAACAGAUGUUGAAAACUAAAUUUUCUACUGUAUUCCCAGCACGGGUGACUUCUUUUUCUCUUCAUUAGCCAGAGAUGACUAAUUUAAAUUUAGAACCAGAUUUUAAUUUAAAUUAAUAUUUCCAUUAAUAACCUAUUCAUUGCAGAUACCUAUUAUACUGUGUAACAGUUGUUUUGGAAAUUUUAUGUAAAAUUAAAACUAUCAGUAUUUUACAGAUGUUUUAAUUAGACAUUGUUAUUAACAGGAACAGUGCAGAAACUAGAAUCAAGCCUUAUCUUAUAGACCAUGCAUUUUUGAAGUUAGUGUCCACUAGGGUCCUAUUAACUGUACAUUUGCAAGAUUUCAUUAUUUUUGCCUCUGCCACUAUGGGAAAAAUUUUUUAGAAGCUAUUGGGACAGAUUCAAGCUUUUAUGCACUUGGUUGCUACAGCUGUAAAAUGAAAUCUCGUCUUGUAGCAUGGAUUAUUCUUCUCAUGUUAAACCCACCAAAAUGAAGAGGACUAAAUAGGUAAUGAUUUUCCUAGUGCAUUUGCAUACUGUGAUAAUCCUGGGCCUUGCAAUAGUUUUACAGGGCUCUUGAGCAUUGAAUUAUUAGGAUGUAAUUGUACAUCAUUGUAGUGUUCACCUUAUUGAAGCUCACUCUGAUGUUAAUGAGCUUCAGGUUUUGAUGCUUGUUUAGCGAUCAGCAGUCUUGGAUGGGAGGGAACAAAGCUAAAUAAAUGUUAGUUUGGUGA